AUGAAUAAUAAUAGUAAUAAUAAUAAUGAUUGUAAUGAUAAAUUAUUUUUUUCAAUAUGGAGAAAUAAGUUUUUAUUAUGUGAAAUACAAAGACAUCACGGGCUAUAUAAAAUUAAAAAGAUAAUACUUGUUAAUAAAUCAAUGGAUCAACUUUGA
Dictyostelium purpureum is the source of this 156-nucleotide messenger RNA. RefSeq lists its product as uncharacterized. The transcript has a single exon. The record is from RefSeq and is a predicted model, not a curated record. Lineage: Eukaryota; Evosea; Eumycetozoa; Dictyosteliales; Dictyosteliaceae. The coding region runs from base 1 to 156 and encodes 51 amino acids.